This is a messenger RNA of Pygocentrus nattereri (red-bellied piranha), 1368 nucleotides long. RefSeq names its product deleted in malignant brain tumors 1 protein-like. The record is from RefSeq and is a predicted model, not a curated record. Lineage: Eukaryota; Metazoa; Chordata; Actinopteri; Characiformes; Serrasalmidae. The transcript has 6 exons. Bases 22 to 1368 code for a protein of 448 amino acids. Gene Ontology annotation, cellular component: membrane.
GUGUGUGGUGAUUACUGGGAUAUGAGUGAUGCUGCAGUGGUGUGUAGAGAGCUGGGCUGUGGAGAGGCUGUAGAUGCACUGAGUGAUGCUCAUUUUGGAUCAGGAUCAGGACCAAUCUGGAGGGAUGACAUAUUCUGUAAUGGAUCAGAGUCUACACUGAAACACUGUAGGUCACAAGGAUGGGGUAAACAUAACUGUGAUCACAAACAACAUGCUGGAGUCAUCUGCUCUGGAGUCAGGCUGGUUGGUGAUUCCCACUGCUCUGGGAGAGUGGAGGUGCUUCAUGGAGAGACCUGGUCCACAGUGUGUGAUGCUGACUUUGACCAGCAGGAUGCAAAGGUUGUGUGUCGAGAGCUGGGCUGUGGGCUUCCUGUGGAGGUACUGGGAGCAGCUGCUUUUGGCAGAGGGGAGGGUCAGGUGUGGUCAGAGGAGCUUCAGUGUAGAGGCAACGAAUCUCAGAUUCACUUCUGUCCAACAACAUCUUCACUCAAACACAACUGCUCCCAUGACAAUGAUGUGGGUCUGGUGUGUGCUGGUAAGAGCAGUAGAGUUUCCUACAGUGUGAGGUUGGUGGAUGGUGGCAGUCGCUGUGCUGGGAGAGUAGAGGUUCUUCAUAGAGGACAGUGGGGAACAGUGUGUAGUGAUUACUGGGAUUUGAGCGAUGCUGCAGUGGUGUGUAGAGAGCUGCGCUGUGGAGAGGCUGUAGCUGCACUGAGUAGAGCUCACUUUGGACCAGGAUCAGGACAAAUAUGGAUGGAUAAUGUGGAAUGUAGGAAAUCAAAGUCUAAACUCAAGAAUUGUAAGUCACCAGAAUGGGGUAAACAUAACUGUCAUCAUGGUGAAGAUGCUGGAGUCAUCUGCUCAGGUCACAAAAAGUCUACACUUACUGACGGCUUUCACCACUGCUCUGGGAGAGUGGAGGUGCUUCUUGGAGAGACCUGGUCCACAGUGUGUGAUGCUGACUUUGACCAGCAGGAUGCAGAGGUUGUGUGUCGAGAGCUGGGCUGUGGGCUUCCUGUAGAGGUGCUGGGAGCAGCUGCUUUUGGCAGAGGGGAGGGUCAGAUGUGGUCAAAUGAGCUUCAGUGUAAAGGCAACGAAUCCCAGAUUUACUCCUGUCCAACAUCAUCUUCACUCAGACACAACUGCACCCAUGACAGUGAUGUGGGUCUGGUGUGUGCUGGUCACACUCAGGCUCGACUAAAUAAUGGCUCUGACUCCUGUUCUGGUCGAGUGGAGCUCCAGUACCUCAGUGAGCGGGGCACAGUGUGUGAUGUAAGCUGGGAUAUGAGAGAUGCCAGUGUCCUCUGUGGUCAGCUGAACUGUGGGAGUGCUGUGGCUGUGUUGGGGUUCCUCUCUGGCACUACAUGA